UUUCACUUUUUCCGACCAAACAAUCAUUAUUACUAUGACAACGAUACUAUUUAAAACCAUCCCAAUUACCACAAAGCUAACUAACUAUCAAUACAACCCAACAGAAAAACCAAACAAACAAUAUAUCCAUCAAACAAAACAGUAUUCCAAAAUAAUUCAUAAUACAAAUUUUCCUAUAUCCAGCCAAAAUAUUUCCUAUCACCGUUGAAAAGCUGUGAUUCACAGGUACGAGUUCUACAAGAAGAUGAGUUCAAUUGCUCGAUCCUCAAAGCACACGCGAUCAUUGGUCGAGCGCAGGGGCGAUCGUUAUUCAUGUGUUCAUUAUGCAAAUACAAUUGUACGUCUAAUAAUAAGCCCGGGAUACUUUUCAAUGAUUGACAACAGCGUUACGCUGCAUGCAAAUGCAAUCCGGCCGACGGCUGGCUCGCCUUCCAUCGCGAUUUACGGUCUACAAUGGCUCGUUGGUAGUCGUGCUUCGUAUAUCGGCUUAUUAUAUGAGCGGCGUACAUCAUCGCUUGACUUUCUGAUCGAGUUUGCCGGCUAAUAGCAGGAAACAGUGACCUUCCAUGUAGACAGUAGCGUCUCGUAACGUGGCCAGUAACGUGUUCGAUUGUUCGCCGGACACCGGCGGUCCUAUGGUCCCUCGCCGAUCGUUUAGAAACGCGAAUCGCCGGCCAGAAAUCGGCCGGUCAUAGAGAAAAACAGGAUCAUAGGCGAAACCGACGCGAGAAGCGACUGUAAUUAUUCUUCCUACAAUCUUUUACACGAUAAAGUCGCUCAAGUGAUAAGAUGUAACUCGACGCUGUGUUCUUCACUGAUAUGUACGCUUUCGAUGACGAUGCCUUGGAGCUAAUGAAUAAACGAACUUCAUGCGACGAAUGUCUGCCUCGGAAUAGCUCGAAUGUACGAUGUAACUUUUUAUUUUAGUGUCUAGCGUUAGUAUCAUUUCAACGCGAACUUCGAAUGGGCUUCAGAAGAAUGCAGUACGAGGUGGGAUGAGUCGGCGAAGAUGUGUGUUCGCCGACUAUCGAGGAAAUUUGCGUUUGCGCAGGAUUUCCUUCGCCAUUGAUCUCAAAUAUACGCUCGGGGUUGGUUGUUCGUACGUUCACACACAGGAAAAUAGCUGGUUAACGUGAAUGUGUUUCUGUUGUGUGGAGGUGGACUGCUCCUAACACCUGCUGCAUCCCCUGAAUCUCUACGUCACGUGGAUCAGACGAGGGAAGCGUGUGAAAAUAAACAAAGAUGUACGGCCUAAUACUAGAGAACAUGUCCGAAUAUAUACGGCAGGUCUACGGAGAAGACAGAUGGGAGGAGAUUCGUCGACAGGCGGCCGUAGAUCAACCAAGCUUCAGUGUUCAUCAGGUUUACCCUGAGAAUCUGAUACCGAGAUUAGCGAAGAAGGCAAUUCAGGUACUUGGCAUAACGGAAAAAGAAUUUUUCGAUCAAAUGGGUGUACACUUCGUAGGAUUCGUUGGCCAGUACGGUUACGAUCGUGUGCUUUCAGUACUUGGACGUCAUGUAAGAGACUUCCUUAAUGGGUUGGACAAUUUACACGAAUAUCUCAAGUUUUCCUAUCCGAGGAUGAGAGCUCCCUCGUUUAUUUGCGAGAAUGAGACACGCCAAGGCUUGACUCUUCAUUACAGGAGCAAGCGACGUGGAUUCGUUUAUUACACGAUGGGGCAAAUAAGAGAAGUAGCUCGUCAUUUCUAUCACAAGGAAUUACAGAUCGAGCUCGUGCGCGAGGAGGUCCUUUUCGACACGGUGCACGUGACCUUUCAACUUACCUUUGAUAACAGAGCGUUCACGCAAGCUUCCCUGGCCAUGACUCGCGAGGAGAAGCAUUUGCCAAUUGGAGCCUCAGUCUUAUUCGAAAUAUUCCCAUUUUGCAUUGUGUUUGGGUCAGACAUGAUCGUAAGGAGCAUUGGAAAUUCAUUGAUGGUAAUAUUGCCCGAUCUCGUCGGGAAGAAAAUCACGCAUUUCUUCGAUCUCGUUCGACCGCUGAUCGCGUUUAAGUUCCAUUCGAUAUUAAACAGAACGAACAACAUUUUCGAACUCGUAACAGUAGAACCGAUUCUCACGGAGCGGCCAGCCGAUCGACAGAGGAAUGAAGUCUUAUUGAGCGACGAACUCGAUUCUGUCGACGAUAGAACUUUAAGAUUGAAAGGCCAAAUGAUAUACAUGGAUAAUUGGAAGAUGAUGAUGUACCUUGGAACUCCCGUAAUGCCGGACUUAAACGCCUUAAUAGCGACUGGCCUUUAUAUAAAUGAUCUUUCCAUGCAUGACUUUAGCAGGGACCUGAUGCUCGCUGGUACGCAACAGUCGGUGGAGCUCAAACUAGCGUUAGAUCAGGAGCAGCUGAAGAGUAAGAAACUGGAGGAAUCCAUGAGAAAGCUGGACAAAGAAAUGAAACGAACGGACGAGUUACUUUAUCAAAUGAUACCGAAACAAGUGGCGGACCGAUUGAGAAAUGGAGAAAGUCCGAUAGACACGUGCGAGAUGUUCGACAGCGUCUCGAUUUUGUUUUCCGACGUCGUUACCUUUACCGAAAUCUGCAGCAGAAUCACACCGAUGGAAGUCGUGUCUAUGCUAAACGCAAUGUACUCUCUGUUUGACACGUUAACAGAAAGGAACCGGGUGUAUAAGGUAUUCGUUGAAACAAUCGGCGAUGCGUAUAUGGUAGUGUCCGGUGCGCCUGUGAAGGAAAACGACCAUGCACAUCGCGUUUGCGACAUGGCAUUGGACAUGGUCGAAGCGAUAACGGACUUAAAAGAUCGUUCUACAGGUCUUCAUCUUCAAAUAAGGGUUGGAAUUCAUAGUGGCGCCGUUGUGGCCGGAAUUGUCGGCUUGAAAAUGCCUCGAUACUGCCUGUUCGGGGAUUCAGUGAAUACAGCAUCGCGCAUGGAGGCGACGAGUCAAGCGAUGCAAAUUCAUAUAUCGCAGUCUACGCGAGAACUACUGUCGCCAUCGUACAAAGUUAAGGAACGAGGGGAGAUAGAAGUGAAGGGGAAAGGUACAAUGAAAACCUAUUGGCUUGAAAAGAGAGAGCACAGGUCGUCGACGACGAAGGGCAUCACAAUUCAAGAACCACCGCAAUGGCACACGCGAACCAUUGAGAAGAGACUCUCCGCGGGAACAUCCGCUGGAUUCACGGCCACUACUAUGUUCGAUACUCAAAACUGUUUAGAAACUGCGUCUAGAAGAGGUUCUAAGAUAGCUUCGCCGAUACUUGCGGACUCGUCGUUCCUUCCCGAAGAAAGGAGAAUCUAUUCGCCGAUCACAUUUCAAGAUGUCGCUCGGAGAUCGGUUGCUAAUUCGCCGACGAAGAACGCUGAUACGAAAGAUUGCAGGUCAAAUUCCAUGGGUGCCGUGAUCACCAGGAACAUGGACAUGCUGAACUCUCUUUUGAACGAUACAGAGGAGCAUUUCAGACAACACAGAGACAGCCUGUCGCCUCGAGUCGAGAACCAGUCGGUCCUGGUGCACACGAAGACGGAAGUGAACGUGAACGCGAGCUCGAGUUCAUCCUCGGAGGAAUUCCGCGAGGAGAGGGUUCAGGCGGACGUGUCGAAGCGAGAGAAGAAUGCGUCCUGCAAGAAGAGCAAAGAGAAUUAUUCGAAGUUCCACGGCAACGUGAACAAUUCGCAGUCGCUAACGCAGCAGGACCAAUGUUGCCCCGGCUUCAGCAUGUCGAAGAGCGGCAAGACGCGUCAUCAAAACAACGGCUGCAUCGUCGUCUAAUAGGCAACUCGAAGUUCACCGCACGAUUCUGCCGUCUCGACGAGUCCGAUUCAUUGACGAAGCUUCUGUCGAAUUUAGUCGAACUCGUGUCCUCUUUGCAAAAUGGGAUACCCUCUUUCCAAUUGAUCGAUUGAACGCGGCCGGUUGUCUCUAACCGCCGCCGAAAUUAUCGAUGAAACACGUUCCGCACGCGGGCACCGAUGAAUAUCAAUUAACUGAAUACAUUACAUCAAUAUUCGUUUCAUUAGACUCGAUUAGCACUCAUGUAAAUGAACAAUCGCUUUGGCUAGGUUGAAUUCCACUUGCGAAAAUCGAUUGUUUAAACUUGAUGGUUGAAUUAAUCGUUUCUGUCGACUUGUCGGGUAGCUUGGACGGGUCGGCGCCUCUUGAAAUUCGUAACGAACACGUGCAGUUGCGGGUAGAAGUAUUCGUGCAGCGAGAAAAAUUCAAGAAAUGUUGUAGUCCACGACGGAAUAAUUUUAUUUAAUGAAUAUUUGUAUAUUGUAAUACUCAUGCUGGUUAUUAUAUGUGUUGGUCGCUUUUCACCGAUUACGAUGACCUUGGAAUGCGUCGUCGAGAUCGUCGUUCUGAACGACUUUCGGGUGUUCGAUCUUCCGCGUCUCUUUAGGAUUUGUCCUUGACGUUGGUCUUCGUCCUUGAGAAGAGUGACGUACUUGGAAAUAUAUUUCAAGAUCGUUUACGUCAACGAGGAGGCGGAACUUCUUUGCGAAUAAUUUGGAAACUAAAGUUGAAAGGUCGCAACGCGGAUAUACGAAGGUUGCUCAGGAUCGAAUCCCGGAGGACACAUUUCAAGGUGAUUCAAAUCGGCGAAGAAUCGCUAAUGUAAAUAAUUGCCGUUUAUACUCUGUAAUGUACUGAACAAUUCGAAUAAAAAUGCAUAAUAUCGUAGUAUCUUAAGUGGACAACAAUAUUCACACAACUUUUAUCAGAAAAUUUCGAUCUCGUCGAGAUUUCGCUUGCACGUAUAAUGUAACUUACAGACUUUCACCGGCUCUUUCGUACGGGCGAGGGAAUAGUCGAGGAAGAAAAGGAAUCGAGUACUUAGGAAAUGUUUAAACACGAUGCGUUAGGUUCCGAACAUUCUCACAAUUGAACUACAGAUUUUACGCAAUAGAACUGAGAACAGUGAAACACGAAAUUGGAUAAUCUACUUGAAUUGUAUCUUAAAUGUAAUUGUGUAAGUACCUACUUCGAAGUAGGUUAAUAUUAAUAGGUUAUGAUAAGUAGGUUAAUAAUAAAUUCUGCUUACUGAUACACAAGAAAUCCGUACUACAAUAUAAGGUCGAGUUGUCGAUGUGUUUAGCUGCGAUGAUUUUCAUAUGUAUUGUUGGGGACACGAUGUUGAACAACUUUGUCCCUUGCAUGUUGUCAACGGAAUGCUUUAGUUUCGAAGAUAAUUGCGAAAAACUUUUGCUACUACUGCACUGAAUUCUGUAUUCGUGUGCGCGCCGGUGAGAGAGAAACAAGUACAACCGCAUUUAACUGGCUUGCAUCCAUCAGCCCUCAAACUUCAAUGAAAGUUCGUGACAAAGAAGAGGGAGGGAGAGAAAGCCGCGCCCAGCCGAGGGGAGGCGGAGCCUAACGGUGGGAGGGAACGGCUCCUAGCUGGGCGAGUGGUGUUAACCGAGAGAGGGCGGACCAGGACAAACGUGGGCGGAGUUAACUGUGAGAGGGGCGGAGCUACAUGAGAGAAGGUCGCGACCAAUUCGAUGGGACUGAUGCUGGGCUGGGAGGAAGCGGAGCUAAACUGGGAGGAGGCGGUGCUAAACGUUGAGGGGCGUGGUCGAUCUGGCGAGGCCGAAGCUGGGCUGAGAGGAGGCGGGACUAAGCUGGAAAGAGGCGGGGCCUAGCCGAGGGGCGUCUCCCCUUGCCUCAGUGCAUUUAUAAGUUUUAACCGACGUACUACUAUAGGCGAAUAGUUAAUUCUACAUAAAUAUUCUAAUUAUAUUAUAUAUAAUUUACAUAUAUUCAGUGUAGCAGUAGAAAGUUUAUCGCGAUUAUCUGGGAAACUAAAGCCUUCCGUUGACAACAUACAAAAGAAAAAGUUAAAAAUUAUGUCUCUAAUAAUAUAUUUGAGAAUCAUCGAAAUCGAAGCUAAGCUCAUCGAUAACUGCACCCAAUACAAACAUCUGUAGUUUACACAUGAGAACUUCUAUUGUUUUCUGAAGUACUUAAGAUUCGAACAUAUCUCGUUAGAAUUUAAUUACACUUACAAGUACUGAUUUUAUUCUUGGAAGUACUCACGCAACGUACCGGAUCUAUUUACUAGAUCCAACAUUUAUCGAAAAGAUUCUCGCACUACUAUCAGUGGAAAUGUCACCACGUAAAAAACUGCUUGGAAAAUAUUUUGAUAACAAUUUCAUCGCAGCUAGAAAUCGGUUAGGUUGACCGACGAUGACCGAACUCAACUUCAUGCAUUAAUUUCAUUAGACCCUGAAUAUUGGGAUGAUAUCAGUAGACACACGAAAAGGGAACAAGAAACAAACGUGCGAAGUCGGAGUAGAGUGAUUUAGUCGUUCAAGGUCGCAACGAUGGAGCUAAUGAACGAACAGAUACAUCUGCCAGUUGCCCCGAGAAUGAUCGUUUCUGCUGUUGUUAAUGAACACCGAUAUGUCUGUACAUAGAUGAUGAUUAUUAGGUCAAUGCAUAUGAAAUGUGGGUUUUACUGAUUGAUAUGCGCGGGAUUAGGAGCUACCAGACCGUUAACGAGCGUGAGGAGACUACGAAACAUACAAAUGUCGCAGUGCUCGAGGAAUUUAAAUUUGUUUAAAACACAACAGGCCAGUCGACGAAUCUUCAGAUUGCGAAAUCGAGUUCUGCUCGGCUGGAGCUAUUUUCUUAGCAUUCUGUGUAUAUCUUUUUGCAUCGCAGAGACGACCAUGUAAACCGAAUGUCUGGCAACUUUUGGCUAAAAAUAAAAAUUAUAUGUACCUGCGAAACGAAGUUUUAUAUGGGAAGUUAUUAUAGAUCUUUGAACGUUGAAAUGAUAGGGUAAUUUUGAAGAAAAGAAAAUGCACUUCCUGUGAUAGAUCAGUUUUUAUGGAAGGUUGUUUGUAAUAAACUGUUCUAUACAUUGAAUUGAAAUAAAACUCAAGCUAACUUAACACGUUGACUGACUGACAAAAUUGCUUAAAUACAAUUACAAUAAGAAAAGUAAUAUCGAUUAAAACUACUUAGUAAUACAAACAGGUAGAUGAUAGUGUAACACGUGUACUGUGAUACCAAGUCAUUAAUAAUUAUUUCUAAUAUCAUUUGCCUCUGUUAUGAAAGGAUAUGUAUUGUUACACAAAACGUUCGAAAUUCUCGUGGCAGUUAACGUGUUAACAAUUUGGCAGAUAAUCUAGAGAAAUAGGGAAAUUAUUGUUUAACAGGGAACUCGUUUAUAAAGAGGCAAAUUUUCUAAAAUUCUGAAAAAUUCAGGUCUUCGUUAACAUUUGCAGAGAUGUUAUUUUGAAGAAUGCGGAUAAUGUUCAAUGGAGUAUCAAGUCUCAUUAAAUUAGCAUUUCAGUUGCACUGACCUACUAAAUGAUAUCGACAAGUAUAAAAUAUAAUUGAUGAUAUUUUCAACAAAUAUAAUACUUCAUUUGAAGGAAUAUUUAUAUAAUUCUUAUAAUAUAAAUUUAUCGAAUAAUUUACGUUACACAAAUAACUGUAAUACAAACGAUUAUUGGAGUAGAAUAUUAUAAUUAGAGCAGAAUAUUCAUAAAUAGAAUAUUCAUGUCACAAGGGUUUUAUCGAAUGCAAAUGAAAUUCAAGUUCUAAUUAGAACAAGUAUCCUCGAGCGACGAAAUGCGCCUUCUCCGACUGUAUUUCGUUGUUUCCGUAUUUAAGACUUCCGAACGAAACCAGUAACGAAACGCGUACCAUUAAUCGAAGGUGGUCUGCAAUUGCGAAGUUGCAUCCUAAAGUGUCUUAAAUAUAACAUGUAUAUAAAAUAAGAUAAAUUAUCGUGCAGAGUAAUCGUGUUAAAUACUAUACCUUCAGGAGUCGAGUGUAAUUGACUUUCGAAGAACAGUUUUAUUCUGUUUCACUUGUAUAAAUACUUUGCGCAUUAUUAUUUAUACAAUCGAUCGUACACCUCGUGGCCGCACUUACUCUAAUUGUCGCUAUUGCUUUCAUCUACUGUAAUUAUCAUUAUUCUAUCUGAUACUGCCUAACUGUUCAUUUAAACGUGACCAUUGUAAAAUAAGAAACCUGUCGAGCGCAGCGUUCAACGAGCCUAGUAUUUCAUUUGAUCAAACGUCGUCAGAAUUGUCUGUCGAUGAGAAAUUAUUCUU
Molecule: messenger RNA, 8036 nt
Organism: Nomia melanderi (Alkali bee)
Lineage: Eukaryota; Metazoa; Arthropoda; Insecta; Hymenoptera; Halictidae
Gene: Gyc88E
Product: Guanylyl cyclase at 88E
Biological process (GO): nitric oxide-cGMP-mediated signaling; response to oxygen levels; cGMP biosynthetic process
Cellular component (GO): guanylate cyclase complex, soluble
Molecular function (GO): oxygen sensor activity; heme binding; guanylate cyclase activity
Source: RefSeq, a predicted model, not a curated record